Messenger RNA from Pyrgilauda ruficollis (rufous-necked snowfinch), 3340 nucleotides. It is a transcript of the gene GORASP1, whose product is annotated as golgi reassembly stacking protein 1. Gene Ontology annotation, molecular function: protein binding. The record is from RefSeq and is a predicted model, not a curated record. Gene Ontology annotation, biological process: Golgi organization. Gene Ontology annotation, cellular component: Golgi apparatus. The transcript is spliced from 9 exons. Lineage: Eukaryota; Metazoa; Chordata; Aves; Passeriformes; Passeridae. The coding region runs from base 215 to 1504 and encodes 429 amino acids.
CCCGCCCCCGUCGCUAGGGGGCGUUCCCCUCCCGUCACGCGCCAGGUCGCUCAGUCGAGCCACGCUCCCGCAUCGCUCCGCCGUGUCCCGGCGCUGCGCUCGGCGCUCGGUUGCUCGGGCCUGCGGGAGAGGCGUGAGGGCGAUGCUCGGGGCCGCGGCCGCCUGAGGGCCGGCUCCGCUCGGGUCCCGGCGCGGUGGUGCCGGUGCGGCCGCCAUGGGGCUGGGCUCCAGCUCCGAGGGCCCCGGCGGCGGCGCCGAGGGCUUCCACGUGCACGGGGUUCAGGAGAACUCCCCAGCCCAACAAGGAGGACUGGAGCCUUUCUUUGAUUUCAUCAUUGCCAUAGGACACACGAGGCUUAACAAGGAAAACAAUAUGUUGAAAGACCUGCUGAAGGCAAAUGCUGAGAAAGCAGUGAAGCUGGAGGUGUACAACAUCAAAACAAUGAAAAUCCGAGAGGUGGAGGUGAUCCCCAGUAACAUGUGGGGAGGACAAGGCCUCCUUGGAGCCAGCGUGAGGUUCUGCAGCUUCCAGGGAGCCAAUGAGCACGUCUGGCACGUUCUGGACGUGGAGCCUUCCUCUCCUGCGGCUCUGGCUGGGCUGCAGCCGUACACUGACUACGUUGUGGGAUCUGAUCAGAUUCUGCAGGAGUCAGAGGAUUUCUUUUCCCUGAUUGAAUCCCACGAGGGGAAGCCGCUGAAGCUGAUGGUUUAUAACACUGAGGCAGAUUCCAUCCGAGAGGUAGUUGUGACUCCCAAUGGAGCUUGGGGUGGAGAAGGAAGUUUAGGAUGUGGUAUUGGAUAUGGUUAUUUGCACAGAAUUCCAACACAGUCCAUGACAUCAAAGAAAAAGCCAGAAAACAAAUCACCUUCACCCUCACCAGAGGCUGGAACUCCUCUGCCAUCCACUAAUGGUUACACAGAGACUCCAUUGUUGGCACCUACAUCUCAGAAUGACAGCUCUGAAACAGUUAUGAACUUGGAUCAUUCCACAGAGCAGGAAAUGAGUGGUUACUCACCAGAAAGUUCCCUUUCUCCUCCUCCCCCUCUCCAGAGAGUUAUGGAUCCAGGAUUUCUGGAUAUGUCUGGAAUUUCAGUUUCUGAGUUCACAAGCUUAACAGAAACGUCCAGCCUGCCCCCAUCUGCCUCCUUCAACGUGCCAGCAGCAGGGGCUUCUGUAGGCUCUGAAACAAUGCCAAAUAGUGAAGCCUCUGCUUAUUUUGAAAAUGCCUCAGCUUUGGACCCUGACGGUUUAACCCCGUAUCAUGAAGGAUCAGGCAAGCAGCCCACACUGGAUGACCUCCUGCCUUCAAUUCCAUCUUUACCUUCUCUUGAUCUUCCUCAUGACAUUUCUUCAAAACCAACACUAGGAACUGAUGCUGAUAACCAGGAGUCCAAGCUGCUUGUGAACAGCAUUGAGAGCUCAUUAACCACUGCUCCAGAGACACCAGAGCACAAAGCAGCAAGUGAGCAGAAAGGAGAAGCAGCUGCACAAGAUCCUGAGUGAAAUGGACCCUGCUGCUGUUUACAGACUGCUGAAUGCUGCAGUGCUACAGCUUGGAAUAUUUUUCUGAUCUUGAAAGAAUUACAGUUACUCUAUUUUGUUAGUGUAGACAAUACUAGAAAAGAAAUCACAUGAAGUACAUAUCCUGUUGUCUUUUCCAAUCACUGUUUAAUGGAUUGAUCUAUGCUCAGAAUUUGAAUGCUGUCCAAAAUCACCCAAUCAAUAGAGAAAUUGAUGCAGAAACAAGUUGGACACUGGCAGAAAGUCAAGUUCUGGAAUUCACAUUUGCCUAGAAGUGCUCCUGAAUGUAUUUACAAAGGCACUGUGCCUGAACAGUGAGACUUAGUGAUGACUUUUAUCAAUAUGUUUGAUGGCAUUAAAAAAAUAUUUAUAGUUUUAAAUUGUUAGAAAGCUUUUCUAAUGGUACAUCUUGGUUAGACUGUUCUUGUGACUUGCAAGGCAUUUCUUACACUAAGAUACUUUUACUUACUGCUCUAGUACUCUUACUAGACUCUUAUUUUUCUUGGUUUAAUUCCCUUCUCUGCAACAGUCCUUUAUGUACAUUCUUUAUCCCUACUUGGGCAGGAGAGAAAUACAAUGGGGUUUGAAAUUGCAGCCUCAGAUGGGACAAAGCCAUGGUGGUGGGUCCUGUCAUUCACUUCUGCUCUUGAGUGGACCAGGUGCUGGCCUUGCAGUUAAAUAAACAGUGAGGGGGGAGGGAACGAUGGUGGUUACUUGAAAUAAACUGAAGAUGAAUUUAAAGUAGGGGUGAUGAAUCUUUUUGGUGAAGAUUGAAUGUCUUGGCUCAUGUAGAGACCAAGAAAUAGCUUGCCUUCACUUGUGCUUUUCUAUUUACUCAUUACUAUUUUUAUACAAAUUAAGUAUAAAACAGGGCUUUUGUGCAGCACCAGCAAUUAGUUUUUGUAGCUUUUUUUUUUGCUUGCAUUUGUCUCCAAAUCACUUCUGAAUGUAAUGGAAAGCAUGAUAAACAACGGAAGACAUGGAUGGUUUUAUAAUCCUCAGGGCAGUGAUUUAUCAUGGAAUUUCAAAGCUGCUGAUAGGCAGUAAUAGAGAUACUGCAGUGCAAACCCUUGGUAAAUGAAGAGAAUGGGGUACAAGGUUAUAAACUAAAGUACAAUUAGCACAAUAUUGCCUGAUUUCCUUUGCCCUGGCUCCUGCUCUGUUUCUGCACUAAGUGACAGCUGACUGGGCUGAAAUCUGGUACUGAUGCAGUGGGGGACUCAGGGUCCCACAGGUUUGCCUGUGAAGCUCAGCUUCAGCCAAAGGGUGCAGGCAAAGUCACAGCACAUGAGGGCUUCAGAGUCCACCCUGGCAAAGAAAUCUGUCCUUGAUCUGUUGUUAGUCUGAAAUACUGCAAGUACAGUAGUUCUGAAGAGGAUUGUCAAAGCACCUGUUGCUUUAAAGAAUGUAUUGAACUCUAACUAAAGGCAGUAGAAUUGACAGUGGAUUCUAGUCUGCUAAAGGGUCUGUUAAUUGUGGGCCUGUUUUAUUUCCUAUGUUGCUGAAAUCAAUUUCCUAUUUUGUUCCCCCAGCUGACUGUUACAAGGGAGAACAGCCAAACACUAAAACUAAAUGUAAUUUAAACUAUUCCUAGGUUUGUUAGGUCUUGGAGCCUGAUGCCUGAAGACACCUAGGUAGUGUUUUAUUCAUGUUGUUUAUUUAAGACUGUUUCUAGUCCUUUACCUUUCUCAAAAAUGGCCAUGAGAGGGUAAUUUAAGUGACUCUGUACCACAAACACCUUUUAGAAAUCUUAAGAGCAGGGAAUGUCAAAACUCAUGUUAGAUUUCAAAUGUCACCAUAAUAAAUGGGUUAAAUUUA